Molecule: messenger RNA, 932 nt
Organism: Tuber melanosporum (Perigord truffle)
Lineage: Eukaryota; Fungi; Ascomycota; Pezizomycetes; Pezizales; Tuberaceae
Exons: 4
Coding region: 88-657 (189 amino acids)
Source: RefSeq, a predicted model, not a curated record
GCAGCGCCUGGGAACCGUACCCGUGUUAUAUACUACGGAGGGAGAAGAAGGAAAAAGGAAAGUAAAAGAGAACACAACCACGAAAACAUGCCUUUUGAAUUCUCACUUGGGUCUUUCAGAGGACAGUCUAGCUACCUUAUGCGCUCGAGAAGGGGUUUGAGCUGGAACAACCUAUCUCCGUCGUUGACAGCCCUCGUCCGAUUACCCGGAAUGUCCGCCGCAGUAGUUAAUUUCUCACUGGGGCCUCACGGACACUACUGGUUCCAAUACAAAGGCGAAAACGGGGAAGUCGUAACGGAGACCCCUCAAAACCUCUGGCCAUACCUCCGCUACAACCCAAACUCUGGGCUCGAGGUCACCCGGCUAGAAUUCGGUCAGGAAAAGACCUUCUGGGGCACCAAUGACUGGAUAGAAAACGAACAAUCCUACCAGAGCAUAUUCUUCAAUAACCUUCCACAGGGACUAGUGGACCAGAUCACCGAGCUGGACAAUUCCGGGCAGUUGGAGAGUUACAGUGACAUCGGUAUUCUAGCGCUUGGGUGUGGGAAUUCCUGGGUUUUGGGAUGGAAGGGGUGGAUUUGGUCGGAGGGGAUUGAUCCAGACCUUCUUGCGGCUUUGCAGGUGGGUGAGGGUGCUGCUGUCACUCCGUUGGCGUGAAGAAUGUCUGCUUGUCUCCUGUGCAGACGGACUGCUGGUGGGUAGAGUAUGGUGACAAUACUACGCAAUUCCGGAUUCCGACGGCGUGGAAUAAUGCUGUUUCGCUGUUCGCCGCGCCCCAGUAUGCCUUAAAGAAGAAGAAGGCUAGGGGUGCAGUGAGGAGUAUUAGUGUUGGGCUUAGAAGCAUCUCGCCCUAUGCUGGUGCGGUUGUGGCAGUUGCGGCUUGUAAUGUAACGUAGCUACCAUAAGUCAAAAGAUAUAGAAUUGUUUGCUCC